AUAGUAUUCACCAUACUGUUCAAUAAUGCAGUCGAAGCGUAUAUUCAAGCUGAGCAUUUUAGUAUUUCUCGUGAUGUUCGAGCGAGUAAUCGGCCAAGAAUUGAAUCAAUUGUGUAAUAAUCCCAAAUCUAGGAUAGGACGCUGUAUUAGACGAGAAAAUUGUUCAGUUGUUGCGGGACAACCCGAUAAGGAUUCAGUAUGGAACGGUAAUGUCUGCAGAUCGAAUGGAAAACAGAAUCAAGAAGUUUUGGUUUGUUGUCCAAUUCUCAAAAAUUGCGCUACGUGUGGCGAACUGGAGCAAACAGCUGGAGAUCUCGUUGUGAACCGAAUUACAGGAGGCAGCGAAGCGGAACCAGGGUCAUACCCAUGGGCAGCAUUGCUGAUAUACAUGGGUCGAACAGUCACGAAAUCGUUGUGCGGAGGUGUGUUGAUCAGUCUCCAACACGUCCUGACCGCCGCGCAUUGCAUCGAAGGUUUACCAAGAAAUUGGAGAUUACAUGGAGUUCAUCUAGGGCAUACUGAUAAUCUCCAAAAUUGCAGUCACAUAGAAAAUGGCAAAAACUGCAAACAAGAAUACGUUGUGCAACGUACAAUUAUUCAUGAGCAAUAUGAUCGAUUGUUGAAUAGUCACGUGAACGACAUUGCACUUCUGCAUUUGGCAAAAGAGGUAACAUUGAGUGCAUACAUCAAGCCUAUUUGUCUACCUUUAGACGACAGAUUGCAGAAUAUGCCUGUGGAAAAUGAACAAUUCACCGUCGUUGGAUGGGGGGAAACCGAAACAGGUUACAACAGCCCUAAACUACUUCAGGUUAGCGUUACUGGAAGGAACUUGGACAUGUGCAACAGAGUAUUUCAAAAUCACAAAAUUAGGCUGUCUGAUACUCAACUUUGCGUCGGUGGAGAAGGUGGAAAGGACUCAUGCAGAGGCGAUUCGGGAGGACCAUUGAUGCGGAGAAUUGGAAACGUUUGGUAUCUGACCGGGAUGGUUAGUUUCGGUGAUCGUACAUGUGGAGUGAGGAACCAACCCAGUGUUUACACGAAUGUAGUAUCUUAUAUAGAUUGGAUUGAACAUCAGAUGAUUGAAUUGAGUUAA
Armigeres subalbatus is the source of this 1093-nucleotide messenger RNA. RefSeq names its product CLIP domain-containing serine protease B15-like. Lineage: Eukaryota; Metazoa; Arthropoda; Insecta; Diptera; Culicidae. Bases 26 to 1093 code for a protein of 355 amino acids. Gene Ontology annotation, molecular function: serine-type endopeptidase activity. The transcript is spliced from 4 exons. The record is from RefSeq and is a predicted model, not a curated record. Gene Ontology annotation, biological process: proteolysis.